GCGCCGCCUGCUGCAGCGCGCGCGCCCGUCCCGCUCGCCCUCGCCCCGCGCCGCGCUCGUCCCCGUCGUCUACAGUGACCGCUACUUCGUCUCCGGCCUGCCGCUGCGUCUUAAAACGGAACCCCCUAUGCAUCACCUGCCCCUCCCCGCGCUAGCUGCGGCUAGAACUACUCCUGAAGCUGUCGUCCACGCAUCUUACGUCCGGACCGAUCGCCCGAGGAGAUACGGGUCCGUGCGUCGCACUCGUCGUGACCUGCCCCGUAUGUUCGGCGCUGCACCGGUCCCGAGCACUUACCCGCCGCGUUUGCUGCCGCUGGAGAGUCGGCAGCCUGCAGGCGGCGCGCGACCGCGGUACGUACCUCCACCAGCCGCUCACUCACUCACGCGCAACAGCCGCGAGGAGGCGGGGGAGGGGCGGGACUUAUACGACGUGCUGUAUGAGGCUUACUGCGGCUCGCGACUACUGGCUUCGCGGCUGGCCAGCCGGGUGUCGACCAGAAGUCAGGCGUCGCGCCAGGACCCCGACUCCGUGCCAUACGGGCUGAACGAGGCGCAGAUCAAAACGCCUCUCGAGAUACCUGAUGCGUCGAAGCAUCUAAGCGCGUCACAACAUCCAGACGUGUUCAAGCAUCUAGACGUGUCGAAACAUCCAGACGCGUCGAUCCAAAUGUCCCAACAUCCCGACGUGUCGGUACAAUACGAGGCGUUGGCCGAUACGGUCCAAUAUGAGCUGUUAGAUACAUCGCAGUGCUACUCGGUGCCGUACGGGAUGUAUACGCGGUACGCGGCCCGGCGCGGCGAUAGAUCGGCGCGGGCGCAGCGUGCGGCCGUACGCUGCGUGCUGGCGGCGAGCGGCGCGCUGUACGCACUCGCCUUUAUCGCCUUCUAUUUCCUCAGCCUGUGAAGCCAGGCCCUUAAGCCAAGACUUUUUCUUUAUCGCUUUAUAGAAUCG
Molecule: messenger RNA, 952 nt
Organism: Aricia agestis (brown argus)
Lineage: Eukaryota; Metazoa; Arthropoda; Insecta; Lepidoptera; Lycaenidae
Exons: 1
Coding region: 128-904 (258 amino acids)
Source: RefSeq, a predicted model, not a curated record